GAAUCAAGAAUGGCAGCUCGAGAAAAUUUAACAAAUCAGCACAAAAUCCGCAGAAUAGGACUUACAACACGUCAUGGAAUGUUUGUAGAGGCCUUCUACGCUGAUCGGCGAACUAAAUACAAUGCCGCCUUAAAAUCUAUUUCGAGUGAUAACAAGGGCAACUUAUUGGUCAGUUUAGAAAGUGGAAUCAAUCUUGUAUGCCCACAUCUAUCUGGUCAUUACUUACAUCCUCCAUUUUUUUACGUCCAGAUCAUAUGCUGUGAAGGAAAUGCUGGCUUUGUGGAAAUUGGCACUCCAGUCUUACCUCUUGAACAAGGCUAUUCGGUACUAGCCUGGAACCACGCUGGCUUUGGCGCAAGUGAAGGCUUGCCUUUCCCUGAGGAGGAAAGGGCUUCCAUUGAAGUUGCCGUCUUGUUCGCCAUUUACAAGUUACGCUUCAAUCCAGCUGACAUAAGGUUAUUUGCUUGGUCCAUUGGAGGCUAUGCUGCCACCUGGGCCGCAAUGAAUUUUCCUGAUAUUGGCGGCCUGGUUAAGGCCAAAUUAAAUUCCGAGUAG
Protopolystoma xenopodis is the source of this 555-nucleotide messenger RNA. Lineage: Eukaryota; Metazoa; Platyhelminthes; Monogenea; Polystomatidea; Polystomatidae. The record is from the annotation of a GenBank genome assembly.